This is a messenger RNA of Dreissena polymorpha, 1845 nucleotides long. RefSeq names its product monocarboxylate transporter 2-like. NCBI's taxonomy places the organism in Eukaryota, Metazoa, Mollusca, Bivalvia, Myida, Dreissenidae. Gene Ontology annotation, molecular function: transmembrane transporter activity. The record is from RefSeq and is a predicted model, not a curated record. Gene Ontology annotation, biological process: transmembrane transport. The coding region runs from base 287 to 1645 and encodes 452 amino acids. The transcript has 12 exons.
CUGGGGGUCUAGCUGUCGAUCGGGUGUUAUGUUAAAAGCGAUAGAGAUAUAAUGAUACCGUGUAUACACAUUUUAAGUCACACGAGUAACAUAUACAUAUGGUGGUUUAGUAUUCGUUACAUUUAGUGCUUUGCAGUAGUGACCACACGCAUUGGGAUAAAUGUAGUCAGUGGAUACUUUUGAAUACUUUUAUAGUAAAUAACACCAAUUGUUGCCAUAGUAACUAUAAAAUAGUAAUACUGGAACGCAACAUAUUAUAUUGCAGGUAUAUUUGUUGCGCACAAACAUGAGCAAUCUCGUUGCCAUAGUUUCUACACUCGCAGGGAGCGUUCUGGUGCAUCUGUGCCUUGGGAGCUACUAUAUAUUUGGCAACGUAUCUCCGUACAUGAUUUCGUACUUGCGCAACCGGACGAGCGAGCACACAUUACGUAACGAGGAGAACAUAUGGAUCCCGACCACAGCGACCGUGUUGUCUUCCGUGGCCACGACUCUUGGAGGUGUCUUGACUGCUAAGGUCGGGGUCAGGAUAACGGUCGCCUUGGGCAGUGCCAUAAUGUGCAUUGGGGUAGGUCUGACGUAUUUCACCCUGCAGAUGUCACUUCCAUGGGUCUGCGUUACGUACGGCCUCAUCAACAACUUUGGCAACUCUCUAGCGUACGGGCCACCCGCUCAAAAUGCCGUCGGGUGGAUCCCCAAGCGGCCUACGUUCGCGGUGGGUCUGAUAGUGUGCGGUUUCGGGGGCGGGGCUUUCAUCUUUAACCAGGUCGUCACCGCCUUCAUCAACCCCGACAACAUCUCACCUGACCUCGUGGACAAAUAUGGCGACAGGUAUUUCACCAACAAGGAAGUGUUAGACCGUGUUCCAUACACAUUCCUGUUGCUGGCCGGUAUCUACUUCGUCAUGUGUGUGGUUGGUAUCCUCAUGAUUAUACCAGCGCCUAAACCGGGACAGGAGUCUACAGGGUGUUGUGGCUUCAGACAAGUUGAUGACAUUGGAGAAAUAAACAAAACAGAUAGUCUGUCAAUGCAAGUAACUAAAAAGGAGCCAGUGAGAGUGGUGAUCAAGAGGAUCCUUAGCAACAAGAACGCCUGGAUCUGGGUCACCAUCAUGUUCAUCUUGUUCAGCGGCAUGCAGUUUGCAAAUAGCUUCUAUAAGGCUUACGGUCAGACGUUUAUUUACGAUGACCAUUUUCUCGCGUUGGUCGGUUCUAUUGCGUCAAUAUUCAACUGCGUGUUCAGGCCCAUCUGGGGACUCGUGAUGGACAAAUAUGGAUUUGAAACCACUGUGAAGAUGAUCUGCGCACUCUUUACAAUUUUGUCCUGUACCAUCAUGUACACAGAAAAGAUGCACAAAAUAUUCUUCCUCUUGUGGAUAGGCAGCAUAUAUGGCAGCAACUGCGGUAUAUGGGCGAUUGGUCCAUCGGUGUUAGGUAAACUCUUCGGCGUGGAAAAUAUGUCCUUGGCAAUAGGAUUUCAAUUUGUUGGUGUUUCCAUAGGCACGAUAGUUGGAGGAUUUAUCGGUCUCAACCUGCAGGCCGUCAUAGGGUGGCACUGGCUGUUCAUAUUCGCUGGCGGUUUAGGAACUGUUUCAUUUUUCAUAACGUUUUUCUUUGAUGGACGAGACACAAACGGCAAGAAAAUAUAGGCAUCAUAUCGCAGAACUGACGAUCUAUGCAUAAGAUCUGAAUGUGCAAUAAAAGUAUGCCAGAAAUGCAAUAUGUGAGAAAGUGCAAUAUGUGAGAACGUGCAAUAUGCGAGAAAGUGCACUAUAUUUCACUAAUUUGUUGUUGAAUGAAACCCUACAAAUUAUUUUUUUUUUCAAUAUGAAACUUUGAAUAUUGUAUA